Messenger RNA from Pieris macdunnoughi, 591 nucleotides. NCBI's taxonomy places the organism in Eukaryota, Metazoa, Arthropoda, Insecta, Lepidoptera, Pieridae. The record is from the annotation of a GenBank genome assembly.
AUGAGUGAUUGCUUUAUAUGUAAAAAACCUCUUGGGGACAUUAAAGUCCGAACUGUAAAAGCUAGGCGAGUUAAAACUAGUUUGCUUGAACGAGCAAGAUUCAAAAACGAUUUGGACAAUGAAUUGUUUUUGCAAAGUGUUUCUGUAGUAACUGUUCAUAUUCCCUGCUAUCAUUAUUAUAGUGAUGGUCGAACAGAUAAUGAAGUUCGUCGUCUCAGUAGUAGCAGUUCAUCGUCUUCAGUAUCGGAAAAUCUAGAUACUGAUUUUGAUUUCUCAAAUCAAAUUUAUUUGCGGCGAGGUAUUCCAGGAUCAGAGAUUUUCAUAUACUUGGAAGAGCUUGUAUUAAAAAACGGAAUUCCUUUAGUAGAAGUUCGUGCCGAUUGUUUUUGGUCUGCUAGAUCAUAUGGCGAUAACUACAAAGCACUUUCUGGAGCAUCAGUCAUAAUAGGAAGAAAAUUUGGAGAGGUUCUGUAUGUCGAAGUGAAUAACAAAUACUGUUUAGUAUGUGUGCGAAAGCAAAAAAGGAGUAGAGGCAAAACAACACGUUUGCUACAAAAACUACGAUGGCCCAUUCUCAGGGAUGGAAUCUGA